Messenger RNA from Drosophila persimilis, 5003 nucleotides. It is a transcript of the gene inaE, whose product is annotated as sn1-specific diacylglycerol lipase alpha. NCBI's taxonomy places the organism in Eukaryota, Metazoa, Arthropoda, Insecta, Diptera, Drosophilidae. The transcript has 15 exons. The coding region runs from base 768 to 4748 and encodes 1326 amino acids. The record is from RefSeq and is a predicted model, not a curated record. Gene Ontology annotation, biological process: lipid metabolic process. Gene Ontology annotation, cellular component: postsynaptic membrane; dendrite membrane.
AAAAUACAAGAUUUAUACGCGGUGCAUAAAUGAAAACCAUAUUGUAAAUCGAAAUUUGUAUUGUAUUAGGACUUUGGGGUAAUAGUGAUUAGGGAGUGUGUACAAAUCGAUUGUCAACCGAAAAAGGACCGUAAACAAACGUUUGUGUAAAACCAUAAAGCAAAAAAAUUACUCUCAAAGAAAAAGCAAAACAACAAGGUGUAUCGGCAGCGCGCGGCAUCUUGUCGACAGCGCUAAAGGCAGCGCUGCGUCAGCGAAAGCAAUGGAAUGGAAACGAAACCAAAGCCAUCCACCGUCGUUUCUGUGACCAAGCCAACUGCGACGCCGGCGUCAACGGCGGAUUUCUUCGGAUGCUGAUGGACUAACGAUGUUUCGGCGGGGUUGGUGCGGUGAUGGUGAUGCUGCUGCUGGCGGUGGUAUUGGUUUUGGUGCGAUGGUGUUGCUUGCUUUCUGUGUAGACGCCCAAAAUACCAACUAGUAGAUUCGCAAGAGAAACUGUAAAAUAACUGCACUCGAAUGAUGUUUCGAGGUCAUCACCUGCUCCUACUCCUACAACUCGUUCUCCGUCCAAGAGCAAACAAUUUAAUGUGCAGCAACAAAAAAAAUCAAGCAAAAAAAGGAGCAGCAGCAGAUUAAGUGAAAAGUUUUUACUAACAGCCAAACAUAAAGUUUGCAACUCUGUCAACCGCAGCGCAACGGCAACGGUAAACUAAGCAGCGGCGUCAGCAUCGACGUCUGCCAGCGGUCGCGCUGGCAACAAAAUUGAGAUGCCUGGACUUGUGGUCUUCAGACGUCGCUGGUCUGUCGGCUCCGAUGAUCUCGUGGUGCCUGGAGCAUUUCUCUUGACGAUACAUUUUAUAUGUUUUGUGAUUGUUAGCGUCUCGUUGGUUAUAUUUGAUUAUAAUACACGAAUUUUAAGCAUAAAACUAUUGUUCUAUCAUCUAAUAGGCUACUUGCUAAUACUAUUUUUUUCAAUAUGCGUAGAAAUAGGCAUCUGUGUGAUCUCGAUGCGUGGCAGCAUUCUGGAUGCCGAGGCGCGUAAUUCUAUCAAUAUAUGGAUAUAUCUCAAGAGUUUGGUGAUAUUAUUUGAUAUCGCCUGGCUGACGGUCGGCUCGGUUUGGUUGGGCCACUAUUAUGCCACAUCGCCCAUUGAUGAUCCCAAAAAGGUUUAUGUCGCCAUCAUCAUUUGCAAUUGGGCCCUGGUCUUGAUCACAUUGAUCACCAUCUGGUGCACCUUUGAUGCCGCCGGCCGUUCGUGGGUGAAGAUGAAGAAGUACCAGCGUUCGAUGCGCGAAACAGAGUCGCGCUUCAACUACAAGCGCAGCAAUAGCAUGAACCGCAACUGGCGACAGAGAAAAGUGAUGCGCGCCUAUCAGGAUAGCUGGGAUCAUCGCUGUCGUUUGCUCUUCUGCUGCAUGGGCUCAACGGAGCGUAAUCGCAACUCGUUCACGGAUAUUGCCCGCCUGUUGAGCGACUUUUUUCGGGAACUCGAUGUGGUGCCCUCGGAUGUGGUGGCCGGCCUGGUGCUGUUGCGAAAGUUCCAGCGUCUGGAGCGCGAGGCGAUUGUGAGGCAGCGAAAGAACGGCACCUACGAGUUCCUAAGCGGUGUACCCAUCACGGAGCGGACACAGUUCCUAGCACUCAACGAUGCCAAAAACUAUGACUUCUUUCAGACGGUCAUCCACUAUAUGUACUUUGCCCAGGGCGCCUACGGCUGGCCCAUGUACGUGAUCAUCAAUCGCACUAAAAUGUGGCAUCUAUUGCCCGAACUGAAAUGCUUUGGCUGCUGUUGUGGCAGUGGCGAUGACACGGAUGUCAUUCAGGACAACUGCUGCCUGUGCAACUAUGCCGCACUGAAGAAAACCCUCCAGCUGGGCGACAUCGACAUCGUAUAUGCCACCUAUCAUGUGGAUGUGGGGGAGACGCCGUUCUUUGUGGCCAUCGACUAUACACAGCGGUCGAUUGUGAUCAGCAUCAGGGGUACGCUGAGCAUGAAGGAUAUACUCACCGAUCUGAAUGCCGAGGCUGAGGUGCUGCCGCUGCAGCCGCCGCGUGACGAUUGGCUGGGGCACAAGGGCAUGGUCCAGACGGCCAUUUACAUACGGAACAAACUGCUCGAGGAGAAUCUCAUUGAGCGGGCACUGCAGCGCAACACAGAGCGGCAGACGCACACGUUCGAUCUGGUGUUGGUGGGGCACUCGCUGGGCGCUGGGACGGCUGCCAUUCUGGCGAUACUGCUCAAGCCAGAGCAUCCGACGUUGCAGUGUUUUAGCUAUUCACCGCCUGGGGGUUUGCUCAGUAUGCCUGCCGUUGAGUACUCGAAAUCGUUCAUCACUUCGGUGGUGCUUGGGAAGGAUGUGGUGCCGCGCAUUGGCCUCAAUCAAAUGGAAGCCCUGCGUGCGGAUCUCAUCAAUGCCAUUCAGCGUAGUGUGGACCCCAAGUGGAAAACCAUUUCCUGUUCGGUAAUUUGCUGUGGCUGCGGACCAGAGCCCACGUCUGUGGUGAAUAUGUCCGGCCAGGACACGCACAUCAAUCAGUACCAGGAGGAGCGUGGAACGGCCCGUUCGACCAGCGCCCAUCCGACGGACAGCUCAAUAGCUUUAACACUCCAUCAGCCCUUAUAUCCGCCCGGUCGCAUCAUACACAUAGUGCGGCAUCAUCCCAAGCCCGAUGAGCAAAAAUACGACAGUGGUUGGAGAAAUGUGCUAAAGAGUCGAGAGCCCGUAUACCAGGCUAUUUGGGCCGAUUCCACGGAUUUUGAUGAGGUCCUCAUAUCACCGGUAAUGCUGCAGGAUCAUAUGCCUGACAAGGUUCUGGCUGCACUCAAGAAGGUUGUAACAACGAGUGGGCCACGAAAACCAUUACGCCAGACCUCGAAUGCAUUCUCCACCACAUCCAAUGAAGGCCAAGAUACGGAUCAGGAGCCGCCCAAGCUGAGUGGUCACGACAAUGAGACCGAAGUGAAGCCGGAUCAGGGCCAGACCAUCUCGCACCAAUCGCAGAUGCAGACGCAGACGCAGACACUGCACUGCAAGCGUCCAUCGCAAAGUUCCUACACGAACCUGAGCAACUGCCUUCUGCUGACGCCGACGGCUCAGCACAAGCUCUGCCUGGAGACGUCCUUUACCAAUGGUUCAGCCAAGGAGCAGCUCCAGGCUCAGCAGCAGCGAAUCAUAUCCGCUGUGGGUGGCGGCAGCAAGGCCUCCUCCAUAGCGGGCAGCAUCUUUGGACGCAGCCAGAUGAGCAACAACACAACCACACCGUACGACAUAUCAAGCGCCCUGGAUGACAGCAUCACCACGGUGGCCAUGCGCCAGAGUCCAUCGCUGAUGAGUGAGACGGCCACGGUGAUUGUGAAUGCGGAGAACGAGAGGGCAGUGCCACGGCUGAAAGCGGUGGCCUUCGACAUGGCACUGACACCGCCGCCCUCGCUGCCCCUGCUUGGUCGCCAGCAUUCGGAAAGGAAGCCUCGAACGCUGCCGUUGGCCCAGGUGCCAGCCCUGCGCAGGGCCUCGGAUGCGGGCGUGGAUCUGCUCCACGACGAUUGGUAUGGCCUGGCACCGUUGGCCAGUCCCGAGACCCUCUCGGAGAUAUCCAGCGUCUCGUCUCGCACCAGUGUGCCCAUCAGCCUGGCCAACAGCAUCGAGCGGUAUCUUCAGCACAUGGGUGUCAGCGCCGUCAGCGCUCCAAAGGUACCGCUCGAGGACAUAUUCGAGUCGCAGAUGCACACCCCGAAGGUGAUGCGCCGUGCGCCCAAAUUCACCGAGAACCUGGCGGGCUGUGCCGAGGAUACCCGCAAUCUGGACCAGUACAAGCGUAUGGGCCGCGUCUUUGUCACAUUCCCACGCAUCUUUCCCGACCAGCAGCCGCACAGCCUGGACUCCAGCGACGACAGCUUCGAGUCCGCCUCGGCCCACAGCCUGCAACGGCUACAGCUGCCUCCAUCCGCGACUGUAAAGUGUGGGGCCAGCUCCAAGUCCGCCGAUCAGCUGGACGGCGAUCAGGAGUCGGCGCGACAGGCACCGGCAGCCAAGAAGCUCACAUUCAGUGACAGCGACAUCCUGGCCGAGGAGCACUGUCUGCGCCUGUGUCCGCACUGUCCCUGUGGCCGCGACGCGCAGCGCGGCUGCUGCACCAGAUCCGAUCACAGCCAGUGCUCCGAAGGAGGGACAAGCGGCACACUCGGACUGGGCUCCACGGACACGAGCUACUACAGCGCCAACUCUUCGCUGGAGCAGUUUGUUACGCCCGGCAGGCACCAGCAGCAGCAGUACCAGCACCAGCAACAACAGCUGAACGGCGUACUGCAUCUGGAUGAGAUUCUCAUGCGUCCCGGCGUGCUAGAGUCUCAUUUUCCGGUCAUCGGCGGCAGUGGUGGCUGCAUAGAGACCCCGGCUAUUGUGGCACCCGCCUCACCUUCGCCGCUUAGCAAUGGCAAGCGGCCGGACGUGGUCGGCGGAAGAGUUCGCAAGCGUCUGUCCUCGGAGGAGUUUGUUUUCACGCGCAGCGAGGAUUUACCCACUCUAGUACAAAUCGGUGAUAGGAGCAAUCAUAGCUCUCCAUCGGGACGCAAACGCAAGGGCUGCGUGUAUCCGGCCGGCACCAGCAUACGGAUCGAUGCCCUUGGCGCGGCUGCGUCCUCAUCCCCAACGUCCAUUAGUAAAUUUUCCCGCACUCGCGUGGCCAUUGGAGCCGGAGCAGGUGGUGUGGCCAAGAAAGCUGCCACAAAUAACGAAAGUAAUGUUUAAUAGUUGUAAGAAUGCAGUACCUUAUCCAGCCGAUGCAGACAGAUAACCGACAAACCAAUCAAUAUUCCAUUGCAAUUGCUUUACGAACAACAAACCAAUGCGAUUAAACAAACAAACAAAAAACAACCUAACAAUUUUUGCAUACCAAAUACCUAAGAAGUUUAGCGUUAACACUGGCGUUUAAUAGUGAAUAAAUGCAAUAUACAUAUACAUAUAUAAAUAUAUUUUUUUGUGCAGCCAACUGGCUAAAUUGAG